CUGUGCAAUCCUGUACAGAACUCCACCGAAUAGUUUACGCCGGCGGCCAAGCGAUUUUGAAUGAGACGGCAGAGACCGUCUAAUUUAGCUUUGAUUAGAAUUUCGAUGCGCGCUAUAAUUCGGUAAUUCCAAGGGGAAGAUCAGUUUUGCAUUCCGUGUCACGUUACGGCGACUGGGCUAUCUGUCGCCAUUAGGUUAGCCCUCCAAUGGUAGGCUACUCGAUUGACGGUUUUUAAUCAUAUUUUUAGGUAGAAGUGUAGUUUUAGUCUAAUGAGAUCUGCGGUUUAUUGAUAGGCUUGGCUUCUGCGCUUUCAAGGAUAAGACAACGACACGUCCGAGGAGCAAUUGACUCGUGCGAGUGUUUUUUCUCAUCUGUGUCCACGAGCUGAGGAGAAGAAGCCGCAAUCAUGUUCGAGGCGAGAGGGAUUCUUUUUAUUCUGCUUGACAUAGCCUGUUUAAUUAUCGGGGGACUGCCCCUGGCAGCCUUUAACUUGGGCAAAAUCAAGCCCUAUCAGAGGGGCUUUUUCUGUAACGAUGACAGCAUCAGCUACCCCUUCCACCAGAGUACAGUCACCUCCAUUGUGCUCUACACGGCGGGCUUCACUCUGCCCAUUUGCUGUAUGGUCUUUGGAGAGUGCCUUUCAGUCUAUCUAAAGCGCAUCAAAUCAAAGUCCUCUUUCAGCAACAUGUAUGUGGCCAGUGUUUACAAAGCCAUCGGCACCUUUGUGUUCGGGGCUGCCAUGAGCCAAUCGCUCACUGAUAUCGCCAAGUAUUCGAUUGGUCGGUUGCGACCUCACUUCCUGGACGUGUGCAAGCCCGACUGGAAGCUGAUCAACUGCACGGCAGGCGCCUACAUUGAGGACUUCACCUGCACCGGGGAUACGCGCAUGGUCAACGAGGCCAGGCUGUCCUUCUACUCCGGCCACUCCUCCUUCUCCAUGUACUGCAUGCUGUUCCUGGCACUAUACAUUCAGGCCAGACUGCAGGCAGAGUGGGCUAGACUCCUGAGACCAACACUCCAAUUCUUCCUGAUCGCUGCAUCCGUUUACACUGGACUGUCCCGUGUGUCCGACUACAAACACCACUGGAGCGACGUCCUGGCUGGCCUUAUUCAGGGAGCACUCGUGGCCAUACUGGUGGUAUUUUUAGUGUCAGACUUCUUCAAGAAGAGGGUGGAGCCCCAGGAGGAUGUGGAGAUUCCCCACACCAGCCUGCAAGAGACACCCACUAACGGAAACCAUUACGACAGCAGCCCCAACUAAGCUAUAGAGGAGAGGAACCGUUUACUGCAUGCACAUCAUACCCCACUAAGGGUCGGACCACUGGGGUGGAAAGAAAUUAUGAGUCUCAAAUGGUACCCUACUCCCUACAUUGGGUCCUGGUCAAAACUAGUGCACUCUGGAGGGAAUAGGGUGCCAUCUGGGAAUGAACCAGACAUGUGAAUGUAACCCUGCUUUGUGCUUUCCUGACCUAUGACCUGGAGCCAAGCUGUCUGAGCUCCCUAUUGGACUCUUGAGUCCCACCCAUGUUGCCUUGGCUGGACUGCUACUAUUACAGCUUCCUGUGUAUUAUCCAGACCAAUAUAAUGUAUCUUCACCUGAAGCAACAAAAAAAACAUUUUGUUUUAUCCAGCUGUAUGUUAGAAGAAAUCACUAUACAGACUUUUAUUAAAAUUGUUAAGUA
Oncorhynchus keta (chum salmon) is the source of this 1683-nucleotide messenger RNA. RefSeq names its product phospholipid phosphatase 1-like. Lineage: Eukaryota; Metazoa; Chordata; Actinopteri; Salmoniformes; Salmonidae. The record is from RefSeq and is a predicted model, not a curated record. Bases 408 to 1262 code for a protein of 284 amino acids. Gene Ontology annotation, biological process: phospholipid dephosphorylation; phospholipid metabolic process; signal transduction. Gene Ontology annotation, molecular function: phosphatidate phosphatase activity. The transcript is spliced from 6 exons.